Molecule: messenger RNA, 804 nt
Organism: Juglans regia (Persian walnut)
Lineage: Eukaryota; Viridiplantae; Streptophyta; Magnoliopsida; Fagales; Juglandaceae
Product: histone H2A variant 1-like
Exons: 4
Coding region: 128-544 (138 amino acids)
Cellular component (GO): nucleosome
Molecular function (GO): DNA binding; protein heterodimerization activity; structural constituent of chromatin
Source: RefSeq, a predicted model, not a curated record
CAAAACGAAACCGCGCCUCCGCACUCUCACUCACCUCAUUCAAAAGUUCAAACCCAAACGCAAACUCAAAAAAUCACUACCAGUUGCUCCCCCCCUCUUCCCUCUCCAACACUCUCUCAGGUAAGAAAUGGCGGGGAAAGGAGGGAAGGGCCUCUUGGCGGCCAAGACCACCGCGGCCAACAAGGACAAGGACAAAGACAAGGACAAGAAAAGACCCGUUUCCAAGUCUUCCCGUGCCGGAAUUCAGUUCCCUGUGGGUCGCAUUCAUCGGCACCUAAAAACGAGGAUCUCUGCGAAUGGCCGUGUUGGGGCCACUGCUGCUGUUUACUUGGCUUCAAUACUGGAGUACCUGACUGCAGAGGUGCUAGAGCUUGCUGGGAAUGCAAGCAAAGAUUUGAAGGUGAAGAGAAUCACGCCCAGGCAUUUGCAACUGGCUAUCAGGGGAGACGAGGAGCUCGACACGCUGAUCAAAGGAACCAUUGCUGGAGGUGGCGUCAUCCCCCACAUUCACAAGUCCCUCAUCAACAAAACCUCUAAAGACUAAAGAUUAGGCUCUUUUGUAGCAAAUUCAGUAAAACAAAAGAUGUUAACUGUAGGCUAAUGUGUUUGGUUUGCGAGUCAUUUCGGUAUUUGGCAGUGUAGACUUUUCAAUUUUAAUGUAGAAGUAUGUUCAGAUCAGUUAGCUAGCUAGCAAGGAUAGGAUAUAUGGGCUAAUCUUUUAUUUCUGUUUUGUAUCUGUGUUUAAGGCAGGAGUGCUGUUUGUUGAAUGGUAUUUGAUCGUGGUUCAACUAUGGUGUUCUGAAA